This is a messenger RNA of Pelobates fuscus (common spadefoot toad), 1232 nucleotides long. It is a transcript of the gene IER2, whose product is annotated as immediate early response 2. The transcript has a single exon. The record is from RefSeq and is a predicted model, not a curated record. NCBI's taxonomy places the organism in Eukaryota, Metazoa, Chordata, Amphibia, Anura, Pelobatidae. The coding region runs from base 76 to 540 and encodes 154 amino acids.
CUCCCGCAGUCUCAGGAAGCUCCUCAGUGAAGCUCAUCGAAUCCGCUUAGCAUUGACAUUCUACAAUCUGACGCAAUGGAGGCGCAAUAUUUGACGCACCAGGAGGCUGUGCAGCGCGAAGCGCAGAGGAUCGCCUCUCUCUCCGCCUGGAAGCUGCUGCGCUCCCGCACACAGAGAGGGGGCAUGCGGCUGCACCGCUCCCUGCAGCUGUCCAUGGUGAUGCGGAGCGCUAGGGACCUGCUCAUGGCCCCUGUGUAUGUCCCCCAGCCCCUGCCUCCCCCAGCCGCGGCCCCGGGGGCCAGGGAGAGCCGCAAGAGAAGGAGCUGCGAGUCCCAGAUGUUGGAGCUGGUGCCUACAAAGAGAGCCUGUCUGUGGCAGGAGACCCCCUUACCCCAGCCACAAGGGGGCGCCUUCCCUGGCCUGGCUGAGGUUCUCCAGAGACUGCUGGGGUCCUCGGGGCCCCCCCUGCCGGGAGGCUGCCGGGCCCUGGGAGCAGGGGCCAUGCCAGCGGUGAUCAGCAGGGCUGUCGAGGCUUUCUGAGAGACACGAAGCAGAGGAGGGAAUUAUCCUGGAAUUGGGGAGACCGAACCCCAACAUCACUGGAGGACCUUCAGCACCCCCAGGUUAAAGGGUGCAGGUGGAAUGGCUGCCCAGAGCAGGGCCCCCAUGGACAGGUACAGGACUGGCCCCCCAAAGUCAGGUGACUGAUGUGGGUCACAUGGAACUGUGGGGAGACCCCCCCAAUACUGGCAUGGACUGGGGGGUGAUACCUGGGCCCAAGGAUCCAGCACAGGAAGGGUUAAAGGCACCCUGGCCGGUUAUUCCGGGAAGAAACCAGUGACUCAGGACAGUAUCUGCUGGCUGAGUCAGAGCUGACACUCAGUGAGUGGGCAGAAAAGCUCACACCCUCUGUUUAAAGGGCCAGCUCCUCUUUUUCUGAACUAGAGACUGUUUUAAUGGGCUGCAGGCGGCCCUCAUCCAGGCUGGCUCACAGUGAUGGGACUAACAUGCAUACAAGCUCCGCCCCUUAGAGUGCCAGAGAGCCUCAUUCCAGCUGGCACUCGGACUGUUAUAGGGACCUCAUCCCGGGGUAGGAUUUAAAGGAGCCGUAUGCGAUUUCCAAGACUUUGUUUCAUAUUCCAAGUGACCAAGCUCUCCUUACACGGUAUAAGCCGCUGUUUGUAUUGUACGGUGGGGGGGUUCAAUGGUUAUAAUGUGGGACAAUGUCUGAU